This is a messenger RNA of Daldinia decipiens, 3547 nucleotides long. RefSeq lists its product as uncharacterized. NCBI's taxonomy places the organism in Eukaryota, Fungi, Ascomycota, Sordariomycetes, Xylariales, Hypoxylaceae. The record is from RefSeq and is a predicted model, not a curated record. The coding region runs from base 190 to 3222 and encodes 1010 amino acids. The transcript is spliced from 2 exons.
AACAAGGUUUCCCCAACACCCCUCAACUUUCACCUUAGAGCGCAUUGAAUAUUUUGUCUGUUUGCGUCGCCAUCGAUUACUUUGGAUUUAUUCUCGUGUGCUUCGUAUUCUUUUUAUCCGAACCCGAGAACCCGAUUCCCAUUUAUCCUAGAUGUCGCAAUAGAUUAAGAUAUUCUUUGAUUUGCCACCAUGAAUGAAGGGUCGUACAACAAUGUCGUCCGGAGCAAUAGCCCGUUCUCCCCAAUGACACCUUCUACUCCGAGUACAUACAAGGCGAAUGUGAACCGAACGAAGACAAGGAAAUGGGUAGAGGCAAAGGUUCAAAGCUACGACGGUGAUGAUUGGGGUAACGAAUACGAAGACGAAUAUGGCGAGCCCGAACCAGAACCCGAGCCCGCACCUAGGGUCGCUGCGUUACGACAACAAGUGAACUCCCAGCAACCAAGAACAUUCUCUCAAUCUUCGACCGGCAUAGUUAAUUCGUCGAAUAGAGCCGGUCCGUUCGGGGCAAGAGGCCCCAGCGGUCCACCAUCUUUACAUAUACAGACCGGGGCGGAUUUAGAAUCUCGCCCACUCAACACCACUACGUCUGCGUCGGAUCAAGGCUCAACGUCGUCUCGCUUUCCCCUUCGUGAUGGGAGCAGGAACCGAGAAGGAACUCCUCUUAGUAAUAUUAAUGCUCCCGGGUCAGGUUCUCGGCCGGGAUCCAUAUCAACUCAACUAUGGACUCAAAGAGCAGCAUCUCCCACAAAAUCCUCGAAUUUAGUUAGACCUUCAGACCUUUAUAAUCAGGCAGAUGAAGAUAAGGAGAAAGAAGAUAGACCUAUGGAGUCGGGCGGGCUUAGUGUAGAAGGCAAUUAUGGUCGAAAUGGUGCGGUUGAAUCUGAGAGAGAACAUACGAAUCAGCGACGGCUUUCUACCAGUCCAAAAUUGCCGGACUUAGCACGCUUGUCUGGGUUCGGCGACGACUUUUUCUCGACUCCUGGAAAUUAUAACUCUCGGGCUCGUUCGACUUUAUCUACAAUUGCGGACACUCAGCAGACGGAUGGAGCAAGGGAUGAACCUGGCUCGUUAACUGGAUCGGAUGGCAAAUGGCACGAUACUACUGGAAUCUCUGAUGGAAAGAAUCCCUCGAGUACCUUAGUGGGACCGAAGCUUGAACCAAAUCCCCAAAUCAUUAUGCCGCCACUGGAUGCUGAUUUAGAGCCAAAUAAGAGCAACACUGUCAACACACCCCACCAAUCUACCGUCCUCAGACCCCAACUUCCUGGGACUUGGGUGUCCGAAACUAUUAGCAUCAAUUACGGGCAUCCAACGCCCACAGAAAAGGUCGAGGGACCCGGUCCGGCCUCCUUGGGCAGCAUCGCAAAUACUAGCGUGCCGCCAAUGAGCAUAGGACACGCAGAACCCGCUGACAUCGAACCAACCACUGCUAUUCGAAAGCUGCCGUUAAAACACGAUGACUUAGACGCGAUGACGGAAAAUAAAUCCAUGGAUGCGUCUGAGAACGAAUUCAAUAAUGCUACCGGAAAACAUGAUGAUAUCGUAGCCUCGAAAGUAAUUGCUGCUGGACCCGGUUAUCACCCAACGCCUCAGUCUCUUCCGCCUUUGAAGACGGAUAAUCGCCUCGCUUCACCUAGUCUUGGCCUACUAGACAAGUGUAAAGCGUCCGGAGUAGCUGACAUGGGACUGCCAGCAUUACGAUACGGCGACUCUCCGCUUCAGCCGUCCUUGGCUCAGCAGAGUGCAACCGCCAGCUCAGGUUUCACUCCUACGGCGCCGUUGAACCCACGCCGGUCUAUCAUUGCUCCAGCCGAGUAUGUAACACCUACAAUACAGGAACGAAAAUCUACUUUGAGUACUGUUCAUACCACGUCUCCUGAAAAGGAGAGUGAUAAGCUAAGAGAAGAGAUAAUCAAAUCUUUAAGCGCGAGUCCAGCCACUACGCCUGACGCAAGCACUAUCCUAGGCGCGCCCAACGCCGCCUUCAAUCCAGCGCAAGGCGGUCCGACCCGGGAGAGUACAUAUUUAUCUGAUGUUUACGAUGAUUACUUAGCACCAGUAGAAGAUAAGUCUCUUCAAGAGACGGGUUUGCUUCUUAAGCAGGGAUCGAAGACGGCCAAUUAUGGAGUUGAUGACACUGGGACGGAGCCUGAGCUCGGACGAGACCUACAGAAGGGAAGCACGUUUCCGGGUAUCGCUCCUUUGAGCCCACGUAGAAGCCCAGAACAAGGCACUGCACAUCCUCAAAACCGAUUUUCGUGGGAGAAUGAUUCAAAGAAGAGCGUGCCUAAUUCUGCUGGGGAGAUUCCGAGUGUGCUAACCACCCCCAGUGAACCGACCAAGAGUAAUCAGAUCGAAUAUCAACCUCCCCUAAUGUCAGAGCUGGGCGCGAGUGUUACUCCCUCGAACGCUCUACAAGUCCGAUCAGAGAGCCGUGCCACCAUAUCUCAUCAAGUUUCUGACGUUAGUAGUCGUGCCCCUGGAGAUCUGUCGAUCACUGGGCUUGAUUCACCCUCUCCUGUUUCGCUAGUGACGGAUAUUGGUCCUAGAACUCAAUCUGCAGCUCCUGAAACAUCGCGUUUAUCCUUCGCAGACGAGAAAGAGCAAGUACUAAUUCAAUCAUCAUCAAGCGCGUCGUCGACCGAACAACACCCUGCCCUGGCGCAGCCGAUAGAGCUUCUAUCUGAACCGUCGCCUGCCCUUCAACCAGCUCCAAUAGCCCAAUCAUUUUCGCAAGCAAAGAUCAUGGCGUUUAGAGAUAUCCUCAACAUUGUAUCAAUCGAACAGAGAAUCCAGAAAUUUGAUGAAACACGAGCUCAGUUUUAUUCGAUGGAUUCUGGCUUGUCGAACUGGAUUACGUACAUGCAGAGCCAGCCGGAGCAUGGAAUAGCCUCAACGACGUCGAUGGGAGGGCGAAUGUCUCCUUCUGGCGUCCAGUCUCAAGCCGAACAACCAUACUAUCAACAAUAUUUAAAUGCCAGUAACCCUGAUGCGCCGGUACAACGUGGAAGGGCUGCGAGUGGCAAUUUGCAACAGAUGUUUAUAGGACAAUCUGCAAGUAAUUUUGGGUCAUCCGGUGCUCAGGUUGGGACGAAGAGUAAGGAACUCUUGCAGGCCGCAGGGGCAUUUGGCAAUAAGGGUGUGAAGUCGGGUAUGAAACUAUUCAAUAAAGGCAAAAACAAACUUCGCGGAACAGGGGACAAGGGCUUUUUUCAAUAGCAGUACCCUCUCUUCGUCGUGUUUAUUUUGAUUCUACGAGGAAGGUCUCAUGAAAACAACGGCCUUGUGUUGUAGCAUUUCGCCUAAGAAAGAUGUGUGGUGGAGGCUGUGACGGAGGGGAUUCUUAUGCGAUGGGCAGAGGCAAUAUUUCCCUGUCAUUCGUAUAUUCCAGUCUGGGCUUUUCAUAUGCACUGUACUAACUCACCUUGUGGACAUACACGUUUCUCAAUCGGGUUGAGCAAAGGAAUUUAGGCGGCGGUGCGUAGGUUGUACGAUUUACUGGGACACUGGGACACUGGGAGCAUGAAUUUGAUCGAAGGAUGGA